Molecule: messenger RNA, 981 nt
Organism: Rosa chinensis
Lineage: Eukaryota; Viridiplantae; Streptophyta; Magnoliopsida; Rosales; Rosaceae
Product: probable prefoldin subunit 3
Exons: 6
Coding region: 89-670 (193 amino acids)
Biological process (GO): protein folding; microtubule-based process; tubulin complex assembly
Cellular component (GO): cytoplasm; prefoldin complex
Molecular function (GO): tubulin binding
Source: RefSeq, a predicted model, not a curated record
GAGUCUUCUUCUACAAACCUCCGCACUCGUUCAACCACUACAAGCGUUUCUCUGCGAAAUUGGUCUGAGAAAGUGAGAGAGACUGAGAAUGGCUACGUCGUCGUCGUCGUCGUCGUCGGCAGAGGUGGUAACAGAGAGAAGAGGAAUACCUGGAGCUCAGUUCGUAGAAGAUGUGCAGACCUAUCUCACCCAGACCGGCUUCGACUGUAACUCUGCCCUCGCUUUUCUCCAAGAAAGACUUCAGCAAUACAAAAUGGUUGAAAUGAAACUUCAAGCUCAACAAAGGGAACUUCUGGCAAAGAUUCCUGACAUUGAGAAGUGCUUAGAUGUUGUUGCCACGUUGCAAGCUAAGAAGGGUACUGGUGAGGCACUUAUUACUGAUUUUGAGAUCUCUGAAGGCAUAUAUUCACGAGCUAGCAUUGAGGAUACUGAUUCAGUAUGUUUAUGGCUGGGAGCUAAUGUCAUGUUGGAGUAUUCUUGUGAAGAGGCUACUGCCCUUCUACGAAAGAAUUUAGAUAAUGCUAAAGCCAGUUUAGAAGUUCUUCUUGCUGAUCUACAGUUCUUGAGAGAUCAAGUAACAAUUACCCAGGUAACAAUUGCUCGGGUGUACAACUGGGACGUUCAUCAGCGCAGACUCCGACAAGCUUCCCCUUCUGCUAAGGACUCCUGAGUUGAAUCUUCACUACCACCUAGUUGGCAGUAUGGUUCAAUUCCGAACUCUUUCAGCACGAUAUGGAUAAUCUUCAUUUUAUUUGUGAGAAUUGUAUCUCUUCAAAAUUCACCCGGCAAGUUCCAUAUACCAUCUAUUGUGGUGGUAGGAUAUAUGUUAUAUCAUUAUAGGACCAGUUUUGAUACAUGGAAUAUGAUCAGCUUGUUAGUUAGUUAGCGUGUGCAAACUUGAGUUUUAGAUUGAUGGCAAGCGAUUUGACACUCCAGUUCUUGUCUUGUUAUAAUUUGAUCGUUCUUGUUACCUAAUCUAUA